Molecule: messenger RNA, 2620 nt
Organism: Gadus chalcogrammus (walleye pollock)
Lineage: Eukaryota; Metazoa; Chordata; Actinopteri; Gadiformes; Gadidae
Exons: 19
Coding region: 77-2533 (818 amino acids)
Molecular function (GO): protein binding; ATP binding; ATP hydrolysis activity
Source: RefSeq, a predicted model, not a curated record
CCGUGGACCGAACAGACCCUGAAAUCCAAUGUGAAACCGUGGUGAAAACACACUGAAACGCUGUCAUCGCAGAGACAUGUCACACAGCACCUACAACAAGCUGUGGGCCGACGCCCAGGUAGAGCUCAGCAGCCUGCUGGCGGAGGAGCUUCCGCCGCAGCCCACCCGCCCGGAGAAGGACCGGGUGGUGUUCUUCCAGCGGCUCAUCACGCUGUACGUGCGCUACGUCCGCGUGCUCCGGCACCUGGCGGAGGCGUACGACCAGGUGCUGCAGCCCCAGAAGAGGAGGCUGAUCCGGGGGGUGCUCGACGGGGUGAUGGGGCGCGUGGUGGAGCUGAAGAACGAGAUGGUGGAGAAGGAGUUCUCCGAGUACCACUACAUGGACGACGUGCUGCAGGACCUCAAGCUCACGCCGGCCGACAUUGAGAUCCCCAUCCCGAGGUUCUUCCUCAGCGAGCGAGCCAAGGAGCUGGAGGAGCGACGCAAGAUGCUGUCAGACAUCACGAGCACCAUGGAGGUCCCGGAGAACCUUAGACCCCCCCUCUCCCAGGCCUUGAGCGUGGAGGAGGCCAUCAGGACCCUGCAGGUGGCUGAGCGUGCGCGGCAGGGCAGGCUCCGGGCCCGCUUCAUGAGGGACAUCCAGAGGGCCAAGAGGAGGCAGAGUGUGGCCCCGGACCAGAGGGCCGACGACCCCCACGCCGCUGCCCUCUGCAUCCAGAAGAUGUGGAGAGGGCACGCACAGAGAGAGAGGACCAAGAUAAUGCGGGAGCAGGAGCUAAUCUUUCUGGGAAUGGUCAUGGAGCCAGACCGCUGGAGGCCGGGCGCUGCGAUCGCCGCCGCCCAGAGGAACGAAGCCAGCAGGCGGGGGAAACAGGAGGAGCACGAGAGGGACUACCAGGACUCCAUCGUCACGGUCACAGACGAACUGCGAGAGGCAGAGGGGCCCGACAUGAAGGAGAAGAACAAGACGCAGAUCCGCCAGUGGUUCUUCGAGUGCCGCGACGCGACCGGGUCUUUCCCAGACUACCCAGACGAGGAGGAGGGAGGCUCCACUCUGAUCUUCGCUGAGAAGACGCCUCAACAGCUACUGGAGGAAAUUGCUGCGAAGGAAGAGGAGGAGGUGAACAAGAAGCCAAAGGAAAAGGAUGAGAAAGAGGAGAAGACAAAGAAGGACAAGGGAAAGGGGGAUGAGGAGGAAGAAGAGGCCGGUCUAAAGAUGUUACCCUCUGCGUUCCUCAGCGACCUAGCGGCGAGCAACAAGAUCUACGGAGACGUUUGGCGGAACCGCGGGGAGUCUGAGAACUUCACUCAGAGACACGAGGUGGAGCUGAUCAAAGAGGACAAGAGGCCCCUGAUCGAGGCGGAGAUCCGCCUGCAGGUGGACGAGCUGAUGAGGCAGGAGCUAGCGAGCUGGAAGCUCACGGUGGACAAAGACAAGGGGGGCAAGACAAAGGCCAGCGUCAAAAAAAAGAAGGCAUCAAAGAGCGGGAAGAAGAAAAAGAAGGAGAAAGAUCUGACGUCCGACAGGACCUUUGAGUCUCUGCAUCGGGAGCUGGUGGAACAAGGCUUGCUGAGACAGGCGGAUGAUGUGAGGCUGCAGGAUUUCCAAGGCGACUACAGCUACCUCGGGACCACUCUACGGCAGAACGACAUCGAGCCUAUGCCUUCGCUCUCCGAUGUGCGUCAAGUCCUGGCGCUGUAUGGGGUGUUGCCUCUAGGUUCUAAGGUCGUCCACGAGAAGUCCCCGCUGAUAAAGGCCAUCCUGCUGGUGGGGCCGGCGGGCGUGGGGAAGAAGAUGUUGGUUCACGCCAUCUGCCAAGAGGCCGGGGCCACGCUGUUUGACCUGUCCCCGCUCAACACUGCCGAGAAGUACCCGGGCAAGAGCGGUCUGGCCAUGAUGAUCCAUAUGGUCUUCAAGGUGGCCAGAUUGAUGCAGCCUUCGGUUAUAUGGGUCGGAGAUGCAGAGAAGAUGUUCUACAAAAAAGUCCCAAAGGAAGAGAAGGAGUCAGAUCCGAAGCGGCUGAAGAAGGACCUCCCGAAGGCUCUGAAAUCCGUCAGUGGAGAAGACCGCAUCGUUGUCGUCGGAACAACAAGGGACCCUGGGAGCGCAGACAUCAAGACGCUGUGCAAAGUGUACGACAAAAUCAUCCUGAUUCCCCGACCGGACUACAGCGCAAGAUACGUGCUGUGGAAGCAGCUCAUCAGGAAGCGGGGCGGGGAGUUGACCCCGGCACUGGACCUCAGCUCCCUGGCCAAGAUCUCGGACGGCUACACCCCGGGUCACAUGGUGCGGGUGAUCGGCGGCGUGCUGACGGAGCGCCGCCUCCUCCAGCAGGCCGCCCGACCCCUGAGCGCCGCCGAGUUCGUCCCGCCGCUGGCCAAGUUCGACCCCGUGUUCCAGGACGAGGAGGAGGCCCUCAAAAACUGGUAUGCGAAGACUCCACUGGGGAAGCAGCGCCUGAAGGCCGCGACAGGAAAGGAGGAAGAGGAGGCACCCAAGAAGAAGGACGGCAAGAAGAAGGCAAAGAAAUAAGAAGUACUCGUUCACUAUGGCACCGCCCCACGAAAUAAAAGGUCAAGUUCAUGCUUUUGAUUUCUGGAAGAGCCCAUAAAAAUUAAU